Tetrahymena thermophila SB210 is the source of this 2439-nucleotide messenger RNA. Its product is annotated as DEAD/DEAH-box helicase, putative. Gene Ontology annotation, cellular component: intracellular anatomical structure. Lineage: Eukaryota; Ciliophora; Oligohymenophorea; Hymenostomatida; Tetrahymenidae. Gene Ontology annotation, molecular function: ATP binding; RNA binding. The transcript is spliced from 5 exons. The record is from RefSeq and is a predicted model, not a curated record.
AUGAGGACAUUUGAGUUUAAAAAGAAGCAGUUUGGCAAUAACUAAGCAAAUAGUCAAGAAUAGUAGAAAUAAUAGUGGCAGGAGAUUUAGAAAUAAAAGAAAUAAAGAAAAGAAGAAGACAUUUUAGUUGGAGAGAGAGGUGGUUUCUAGGGUUUUGAUUAAUGGGACUUUAAAGAAUUGCCUAUUGUAUAGCACAAAUAAGAGAUUUUAUAUUGCGUAGAAAACUAUUCUUGUGUGGUUGUAAUUGCAGAAACAGGCUCAGGAAAAACAACAAAAAUUCCUCAGUAUUUGGUAGAAGCAGGAUAUGCUAUAAAUGGUAAAAAAAUUGGGGUCAGUUAACCUAGAAGGAUUGCAGCGAUCAGUAUUGCAAAUAGAGUUGCUCAAGAAAUGGGUUGUAUUAUUGGUUAAGAAGUUGGGUAUAGUGUGAGAUUCGAUGAUAAUUGUGAUGAGGAGCUCACUUAAAUCAAAUACAUGACAGAUGGUAUGCUUAUAAAUUAAAUUCUUAAUGAUCCCUUAUUAAGUGAAUACUCAGUGCUAAUGAUUGAUGAUAUUCAUGAAAGAAGUAUAAACACUGAUAUCUUGUUAGGAUUGUUAAAAAAAAUCAGAAGAAAGAAUCCACAGCUGAAAUUAGUUAUUUCUAGUGCUACUAUUGAUGCUGAAAGUAUUAGCACCUUUUUCUAGGAAAGAGUAACAGAUCCUAAAACAAAUUAGGUUAUUGCUAACCUCACUUCGUAAAUUUUGUACAUAGAAGGCAGACAAUUUCCUGUAGAUAUUUAUUACCUUAAAGAAACUACAAGAAAUUAUGUUGUGAAAGCCGUAUAAGUCACUCUUGAAAUCAUAAGAGCUCCUGAUAAAAAGGGAGAUAUCUUAAUCUUUUUGACUGGUUAAGAAGAAAUAGAAGCCUUUAUCGAAAUCAUUUAAAAAAAUUUUAUUGGGGAUGCUGAAAGAUAAAAUUUGAAAAUACUUCCACUUUACUCUGGAUUGCCUCUAGAGGACUAAAUGGAGGUUUUUAAACCAAGUGAAUCAUAUGUUAGAAAAAUUAUAGUCUCAACUAACAUUGCUGAGUCCAGUAUCACUAUUAGUGGAGUAGUUUAUGUUAUAGAUACCCUUUUUCACAAAAUAAAUUAUUAUGAUUUUAAAAGAGGGUUUGAAAACCUUCUUGUUGUACCGAUAAGCAAAGCUGCUGCUAAAUAAAGAGCUGGAAGAGCUGGCAGAGUAUAAAGAGGUGAAUGCUAUAGAUUAUGCACAAAAGAUUAGUUUGUACAAUUAUACGAUAACAGCACUCCAGAGAUAUUAAGAUGUGAUUUAUCAACUUUCAUUCUCUAGUUAAAAACACUUGGAGUAGGAGAUGUCACUAACUUUGAAUUACUUUAGUAGCCUAACGAAAAUGCGUAUGCAAAAGCAUUAGAAUAACUAUUUGCUUUAAAGGUUAUAGAUAAAUAUUGCAAUCUUACUUAAGAAAUUGGACAUAAAAUAUGUGAUUUUAAUCUUGAAACUAAGUUAGGAGUUCUAUUAUUGAAUAGCUUUAAAGAUGAUUUUGGAUGUAGUUAACAAAUGCUUGUUUUAUGUUCAAUGCUCAGCUUGUAAGGUUAGGUAUUUUACAAUGGAUUUGAUCCAGCUACUAUUUUGAAAUAAAAGAAAAAAUUAGGAGCUAAAGAAGGUGAUCAUAUUACAUUAAUCAAUAUAUUUUUAGCCUUUAAUCACCUGAAAAGCUCACAAGCUAGACAAGGAUUUUGUAGCGAUCACAAACUAAAUAUAAAAAGCCUAAAUAUGGCAGUUAAAAUACAUGAUUAGCUUUGCAAAUAAGUUAAAAGAAUGGGAUUGAAGGUUAACAAUAGUGAAGAUGAUAUUGAGGGAAUUUUGAGAGCUUUAGUUACAGCUUUCUUUAUGAAUGUUGCACAACUUUAACCUGAUGGAUCUUAUAGAAAUUUAAGAAAUAAAGAAAUUCUUUAUCUUCACCCUACUUCAAUACUUAACAUAAAUUUUCCUCAAUGGGUCAUAUAUUCUGAAGUUGUAUUUUCAACAAAGUAUUACAUGAGAGAAGUUUCUGAAGUAGAUCCAAAAUGGUUGCUUGAAUUAGCCAGCCAUUAUUUCGAAGAUCAGAGAUUAAAGUAAGCUGAGUAAAAGCAUGGUAAAGAAAUCAUAGCACAAAAUGAAUAUGAAAAAAACAAAUAAAAAAUUGAAGAAGAAAAAUAAAAGGAUCCAGUCAUGGGUAGAUUUAAUAUAUUUAAAAGAAAAAGGCCUACAAAUGUUAUAGGUAGAGAUGAUGAUAAAGAAAAAGAAGGAUAGGAAAAGCUAUAGAAAAAGCUAAAAAUUAAUCUACCACCCUCAAAACCUCAAAAUACAAAUUUAUUAUCAUUUCAACAAGAUGAUGAAGAGGAAGAAGAGUAUAAUAUAGAAGAAAGUGACGAAGACAAUAAUAUUAAAGAAAAUGAAUGA